UGUUGUACAACACUAGACAUUGCGUAGACUGAAAUGUCGAAAGAAAGUGAACGAAUCGGUCGGUCAUCAGUGUGCAAGAUAUCGUCGGCGGUACCUGUACUGUAGGACGCGUUUUAUGCCUUAUUUCGUAACCCUAAUAUUUUGAGGGAACUAAAAAUGUUUUCUUAGUCUUUUGAAUAAUAAGUGAUUUAUAAUUCGAUAGAAACGUAAAAAUGGAUUUGUUAAGUGCCGAAAGUAGCAGACAGAGAGUUUUGGCAGCUCGUCACAUAAGUGCUGAGACAUCAUUGCCAGAAGUAAACAAUGCGAUUAAUACAACUUUAUUGUGCCAUAGCUAUAGCCUUCAGCCUGAUUUCGUCUCAUAUUUGGCAGUUCUCAAAUCCAACGCAUGGAUUAUAUGGUCCUGUGGACUAGUGGUGGUGCUAACAUUAUGUCUUCUCUAUAUCUUAACCCUACGGUCUGCGUUACGCUAUUGGAAGGAGUCGAGCACAAGUUUAGCCAUUGUUUUGGCUGUUUAUCCAUUGGUCGCAGCAAUGGCUCUACUUACAACCAUUUUGCCUCGAGUACGAAUCAUAGCUGAGGCGAUCACCCAAGAGGCUGUAAUGGUGGCAAUGUAUCAUUUCUAUUUUCUAAUCAUCGCCGAGUGUGGAGGUACUAAUCAACUCGUCAGACGAUCUGAAGGGUCUCAAAUGGAGACCAGGGUGUUACCAUGCUGUUGCUGGCCUUGUUGCAUCUUGCCGAGGCCGCAAGUACAAAAAAGGAGUUUAACUUGGUUGCGAUAUCUGGUGCUGCAGAUGCCUGUAAUCCAAGCUAUAUUGUACUUGAUUGUUCUAAUUCUUUGGGCUGAAGAUAUGAUGUUAUACCUGAACAGUUUUAUCUACAUUCAACCGUUCAUCGCCGUCUCGAUAUUGUCAGGUGUAUGGGGUGUAAUAAUGUGCGUGCGCGCAGCUGAGGCUACAGGAUCCACUCCCAGGCCCAGAUUCUUAGCCUUGCAGCUAGUUCUUUUGAUUGUUAAAUUACAAUGUGGCUUUGCAAAAAUUGUCCCGGAGUUGUUUGAUUUGCCUUGCAUAGUGGCUUUGCAUCCUUCAGUAUUUGUUAAUAUGAUACAAAAUAUUAUAAUGAUUUUUGAGAUGUUAUUAUUGUCGAUAUGGGCUUGGCGAUUGUAUAGUGUGCCAUCAGGAAAGAUGGCGGAUAAAGUACAGCACAUAGUGGUCGCAGUACUUGAAGACAGUCUCACUAGCAACGAGAAAAUAAAAGAAGCAGAUACAUGCAGCAACAAAACAAAUAUCAAACGUGAUGAAAUAAAUUACUAAGACAAAUUCUUAUGUUCGAUAUAUAUUUUUUUAAUUGCACGUCCUUAAAUUGAUCUGAUAAGUUAAAGUUAGAUAAUAUAUAUUAAUAUAUAUCGUGGAUGUGCUAAAUUUGAAUAUUUUUUAUUGUAAUUUUAUGUUAAAACUUUCUGUGAAAGAAAUAAAAUCAAAUCACGUACCUGAUUAUUUUGUACACCUACGUAUUGUUGGUAAAUAAAACUUUUGUAAUAUA
Messenger RNA from Vanessa atalanta (red admiral), 1539 nucleotides. RefSeq names its product organic solute transporter alpha-like protein. NCBI's taxonomy places the organism in Eukaryota, Metazoa, Arthropoda, Insecta, Lepidoptera, Nymphalidae. The transcript has 7 exons. Bases 213 to 1310 code for a protein of 365 amino acids. Gene Ontology annotation, biological process: transport. Gene Ontology annotation, molecular function: transporter activity. The record is from RefSeq and is a predicted model, not a curated record.